Messenger RNA from Staurois parvus, 274 nucleotides. Lineage: Eukaryota; Metazoa; Chordata; Amphibia; Anura; Ranidae. The record is from the annotation of a GenBank genome assembly.
UACUGAGUGAGCUGUGAUUGCUCACAGCUUGUCACAUGGUACAAGGCUGUUGUGAAUAGCCUUGUACCAUAUUUCACAUGUGAUCACUGAUUGGCUAAUCAGCGAUCACAUGAUCGGGACCUUGUACAGAGGUCCUGUCCGACGAUCGGUGUUCCACUGUGUCCGGAGGACACAGCGGGCACCGGAUCGCGGUGCUGCGUGCUCCCAGGAAGCGCGCACAAGCAGGGUGUGGGGAGGCCAUUUAUAAAUGGCCACCUGACCCUGCACUGCCACC